Messenger RNA from Hypanus sabinus (Atlantic stingray), 5204 nucleotides. RefSeq names its product endoplasmic reticulum oxidoreductase 1 alpha (gene ero1a). The coding region runs from base 350 to 1816 and encodes 488 amino acids. The record is from RefSeq and is a predicted model, not a curated record. Gene Ontology annotation, molecular function: FAD binding; thiol oxidase activity; protein-disulfide reductase activity. Gene Ontology annotation, cellular component: endoplasmic reticulum; endoplasmic reticulum membrane. The transcript has 16 exons. Lineage: Eukaryota; Metazoa; Chordata; Chondrichthyes; Myliobatiformes; Dasyatidae. Gene Ontology annotation, biological process: protein folding in endoplasmic reticulum.
UGUUUAAAGGAAGUUCCCUUUCUGUAUCUCCCGCGUCCAUUUACACAACUGGGGACUUAGAACAUUCGGCAGGUUAAACAAUUACACGCAAUUCAGCCUGCUGUAAAAUAAAAUGAGACGCCGCUGGAGUUUCUGUGACAUGUUUGACCCGAGAUUAGUGCUACGUGUGAGCCUGAUGUUACACACUAGGAAGUAGAGUGAAAUUUACAAGGCGGGGCCUCGGCUUUAAAAGGAAACCUUCAGUGAGUCAAGUUUCUGCGCUUGCGGUGGAUGUUAGCUCCUUGUCAUCCGUUACAUUUUGCAGAAUUUGGAUCGGAGCAGUUACCGUCUCGGUCAAGAAUAAUUGACGAUGUUGAGUCCAGUCUUUCUGAUGUUGUUCUGUAUGUUUGUGCACCAGGGUACACAGGAUAUAGUUUCAAAGGAGCAGACAUAUUCCUAUCAGGUAACUGGAUACCUUGAAGAUUGCACUUGCGAUGCUGAAACUAUUCAAGAGUUUAACAACAAGCUGUUUUCUAAGCUACAAGAGCUCCUGAAAAGUGACUAUUUUAGGUAUUACAAGGUCAAUUUAAAGAAGCCUUGCCCCUUCUGGUCAGAUAAUAGCCACUGUGGUCUGAGGGACUGUGCCGUUAAACCUUGCGAGCCAGAUGAUCUACCAGCAGGAAUUAGAUCUGAAAGCUUUAAGUAUACCAAGAAGGUAAAUACUGUCUCUCAACAUGUUGCUGAAUGUGAAGAGGCCGAGAAGCUUGGUGCCGUUAACAACUCUUUGAGUGAAGAAACAAAACAAGCAGUGAUUGACUGGACCAGACACGAUGACUCCACAGACAACUUCUGUGAAAUUGAUGAUGAACAAUCUCCAGAUGCUGAGUAUGUAGAUCUGCUUCUCAACCCUGAACGCUAUACUGGCUAUAAAGGUAUAGAAACAUGGAAAAUUUGGAAUAGUAUCUAUGAAGAAAAUUGUUUUAAGCCAAGCUCCAUUAGACGACCAUUCAACCCACUGACACCUGGCAAAGACAAAAGCAGUAGUGAAGAAGGACAUAUGGUCCACUUCACUUGCCAAACUUGGGGAAAAAUUCAACAUAUGGAAAUCUCUGAAGCUGGUGGAGCCUUCUACAAUUGGUUGCAAGAUUUGUGCAUAGAGAAGAGAUCAUUUUAUCGAACUAUUUCAGGACUCCACACCAGCAUUAAUAUUCAUCUUAGUGCACGAUAUCUGUUAGAAGAUACCUGGUAUGAAAAGAAAUGGGGGCAUAACAUUACAGAAUUUAAACAGAGAUUUGAUCCACAUAUUACCAAAGGAGAAGGACCACGCAGGAUUCAAAACCUUUAUUUCUUGUACCUGCUGGAGUUGCGGGCUUUAUCCAAGGUGUUGCCCUUUUUUGAACGCCCUGCCUUUCAGCUUUAUACAGGCAAUGAAGCACAGGAUACUAAAUAUAAAAAUCUUCUUCUGGAAAUUCUCAAUUUGGCCAAAUCCUUCCCUUCACACUUUAAUGAACAUUCCUUGUUUGCUGGGGAGAAAAAGGAAUCUGUAAAUCUAAAGGAAGAAUUUCGGCUGCAUUUCAAGAAUAUUACAAGAAUCAUAGAUUGUAUUGGUUGCUUCAAAUGCAGACUUUGGGGCAAACUUCAGAUACAAGGGCUGGGUACUGUACUGAAGAUCCUCUUCUCUGAGAAGCAGAUAAACAGUAUAUCUGACUCUGGUCCAUCUAAAAGAUUCCACCUAACACGCCAAGAUAUCGUUGCACUCUUUAAUGCUUUUGGAAGGGUUUCUACCAGUCUCUGGGAGCUUCAGAAUUUCAUGGAACUACUGAAAACUACACAUUGAUGGUACCUAACUUACUACUCUCUUUUUCCUAUUGAAAGUUCUUGUGCUUUUGUUUUGAAAAGUCAAGAGAUUGUAAAUACAGUAGGUUUUGGUUAAUUGGGUGGGACACAUCAGGCCCAGUACAUAAUGGAGCUGCCCCAAUCAGCCAGUUUCAUGGAAAUGGUCAAAAGCUGUAAAAUAAAAUAAACCACUUAUAACUGCCAUAAUGUAUGUAUUUAAAUAAAUAGGGAACAAAUUAGAACACUACUAAUACUACUACUGUACUAUAGAGCUAAUAGUUAUUGAUGGUAGAAUUCAUGCAGUGUAAGCAUUUUUUUCAUUGACUGAAUGAACAAAAUCAGUGCAGGUGCCUACUGCAGAUAAUGGACUGCCUUCACACAAUACUUUUGAUGAUUGCAGUUUCCAAAUCUACAUUUUCAUUGCACAUUCCAGAUGAUUGUUGAUACCUUCAAACUUUUUGUAAUUUCUAACUUGUAGUGAGAUAGUUUCAUAUUCAUUUCCAACAUCUCCAAUCCUGAAUGCUUGAAACCAUGGUGAGCAAAACAGUUCCAAAUUGUGUAACUGCUUACUUCUCAAUUAUCAGUGACAAAAAUCACUUUUCUCGACAAAAAUAGAUGUAGUUGAUGCUAUUUAAGAAUGGAACACUCCAAGCAGUGUAGUGUGCAACAACCACAUGAGCAUGCAACUGAUGCUAGAUAGAAACUGAUUGGGAAUGGUCUCCUGCUCCAGUUAAGCAGCAUUUGUUCCCAAAUAAAUGGAGGGAAUCUUGGCUAUUUUCUUGAUUUUGUUUUGAGUAGUCCCAAUGAACCAGAAUCUACUGUAUACUGUAAAAACAAAUUUAAUGCUGUAGCUGAAGAACUGUUUUCAGAAAUCAUUAAUACAAAAAUGGCUAGUUCAGCCAACUAUGCCAUAAUGUUAUUUGUUGAUAUUGUUUGUGACACUGUGAAUUACAACUUGGAAAUUAAAGACAUUGAAUAUUUUUGUAUGAUUUUCACUGAAGAAAUGUUACCAGUUGGACCACUGAGUUUACAAAAUGCACUGUUCCGCUCCAAGGUUUCUUAACUUUAAUUUUAUUUCAUCCAUCAAAUUAAAUUUCAUUCAGGAUAAUUGCAUCACUGUUGCAGCAACAUUUGUUGAAAUGAAUGCAAUUAUCAAAGACAAAAGGAUUACUGAAUGAUAACCAAGUUAAUUCCCAAGUUGCAUGGAGAUUGUAGCAGAUUGUUUGGGGGUCAAAUCAAUGUAAAUAGGAUGAUUUUGUUUAAAACAUUGCUUGACAUCUGGAUUGCAAGUGCGCUGUGGCUUUUUAAUUUGAUUCAACUUAUUAUUUCCAACAGCCAAUUUGGAAACUCCAAUUGCAAUAAAUUUUCAACAAUCUCACAAACAAGCAGAUCUGGUGUGGUUUGUGGCAAGUUGUAGAAUAUACUCGAUACUUUUUUUAAUACUUGAGCACCAAUUGGAGUUCUGUAAAUAACUGCUACUGAAGAUUUAUAUCUGAUCUAUUGCACAUGUGAAAAUCCAAGGGGCACAAAGCCAGAUGUAUAAAGUGGUGAAAAAUUGCAGGGGUAGGAAGGUAUAGGUUUGUAUUAGUCCUUCCACCCCUCAGAUUUAACCACUUACCACUUUAGUGGCUCAUUUUACUAUAAACCUGCAUGGCUUUGCAAGGAAACAAGUAUCUGGAGGGAAACCCUGCAAACUCAAGAUUAUUUUCAAUUGUAGUUGAAGCUACUAGCUGGAAAUAGCCCUGACCCAGCACUUAAUCGUGUGGAAGGACAUCAUAAAGAACUAUCAUAUAUACCUGAUGAGUUGACUUAUGUUGGGACUACAUUGCCCAGGUUUUGGCUUUUCAAGAUAGAAUUAAUAGCAACUCUGGAUCAUGCUUAGCAAUCCCUUUCAGAACUUAGUACUCACUUAUUUUCUGAACUUCUAAGAAUAGCACAAUGUGUUAUCUGUGGGGUACCUGCAUUCAGUCCAGAAGGUCAACACCAAACUUGCUGUUGCUUGGAAUUCUAUAUUUGACUCCCACCCCAAUGCAAGAGGCUAAUCCAAGUGUGGAACAGCUCUUCAGCUUCAGAUUGAGCAGCCUUUUGGCCUCGGUACUGAAUCCUACACAUUCAUUGAACUUGAUUUCUCAGUAGUCCGUCUGAUAUUGCUUCACCAACCUGAUCCCCUUUUAUCCUCCCUCUGGAUUUUGCAAUUCCCACAUCUUGUCUCUGGAUAAGAGAAUAUUUCAAGUCAAGGACACUUUUUGUCAGAUGUUAGCUCUGUUUCUCUUCAUACAGACAAAGCCGGACCUGGUGUGCCACAGGGAUCAGUGCUGGGUCCAUUAUUAUUUGUCAUCUAUAUCAAUGAUCUGGUAAAUCGGAUCAGCAAAUUUGCUGAUGAUAUAAAGAUUGGAGGUGUAGUGGACAGUGAGGAAGGUUUUCAAUGCUUGCAGAGGGAUUUUGACCAGCUGGAAAAAUGGGCUGACAAAUGGCAGAUGGAGUUUAAUGCAGACAAGUGUGAGGUAUUGCACUUUGGAAGGACAAACCAAGGUAGAACACACAAGAUAAAUGGUAGGACACUGAGGAAUGCAGUGGAACAGAGGGAUCUGGGAAUACAGAUACAAAAUUCCCUAAAAGUGAUGUCACCUGUGGAUAGGGUCGUAAAGAGAGCUUUUGGCACAUUGGCCUUUAUAAAUCAAAGUAUUGAGUAUAAGAGUUGGAAUGUAAUGGUGAAGUUGUAUAAGGCAUUGGUGAGGCAGAGUUUGGAGUAUUGUGUGCAGUCUUGGCCACUGAGUUACAGGAAGGAUAUUAAUAAGGUUGAAAGAGUAGAGAUGGUUUACAAAGAUGUUGCCGGGACUUGAGAAACUGAGUUACAGAGAAAGGUUGAAUAGGUUAGGACUUUAUUCCCUGGAGCGUAGGAGAAUGAGGGGAGAUUUGAUAGAAUUGUAUAAAACUAUGAUGGGUAUAGAUAGUGAAUGCAAGCAGGCUUUUUCCACUGAGGCUAGGGGAGAGAAAAACCAGAGGAUAUGGGUUAAGUGUGAAAAGGGUAAAAGGGAACAUUGGGGGGAGCUUCUUCACAGAGAGUAGUGGGAGUGUGGAAUGAGCUGCCAGUUGAAGUGGUGAAUGGAGGCUCACUUUUAACAUUUAAGAAAAACUUGGACAGGUACAUGGAUGAGAGGUGUAUGGAGGGAUAUGGUCCAGGUGCAGGUCAGGGGGACUAAGCAGAAAAAUGGUUCAGCACAGCCAAGAAGGGCCAAAAGGCCUGUUUCUGUGCUGUAAUGUUCUAAGGUGGGCAUUUGCAGAAUUUGGGUGUUGUUUAGACAAUAGGCCCUGUUUCUUCAUGUGCAAUCCCAGGAUUGCAGAAACCAACCUAGCUGGUGUGUGUGUAUGUGUUUGUGUGUGGAUAU